GUGUAUUUUUUUGAGGGAUUGAAUCAAGGCUUGGGGUUUUCAUUAUUCUUUCGAGCGUGGUUUUCUUUCAUUUGUGGUUUUGUCAAUGGGCUCUUUGGAUGAGGGCCAUUUAUGCGUUGAGAUUGAGAAUGGUUUUGAGAAAGAGCCUGAAACUAUAGCUAUUGAGGAUUCUGUGAAAGUUCUAUUGCAGGGUUUGGGUGAGGAUGUCAACAGGGAAGGUCUUAUGAAAACUCCCCUUCGUGUUGCAAAGGCACUUCGUGAAGGAACCAAAGGUUACAAGCAAAAGGUAAAGGAUAUUGUUGAGGGAGCUUUAUUCCCUGAACUGGGUUUACAUGAUGGGGUUGGUCAUGCUGGAGGAGUAGGUGGGCUUGUUAUCGUUCGAGAUCUCGAUCUGUUUUCGUAUUGUGAGACGUGUUUGCUCCCGUUUCAGCUUAAGUGUCAUGUAGGUUAUGUGCCAUCUGGUCAGCGGGUUGUCGGAUUAAGCAAACUGUCGAGAGUAGCUGAUGUUUUUGCGAAACGACUGCAAGACCCUCAGCGUUUGGCAGAUGAAAUAUGUUCGGCUUUGCACCAUGGAAUCAAGCCAGCAGGGGUUGCUGUGAUACUCGAGUGUUUGCACAUUCGUUUCCCAAAUGUGGAAUCAGUCUUGCUCGACUCGAAGCAUCAAGGAUGGGUAAAAGUGCUGGUGUCUUCGGGUUCGGGGGUUUUCGGAAAUGAAAACGCUGAUGCUUGGGUUGAUUUUCUCGGUCUUCUGAAAUUCAGAGGUGUGACUGUGGAGAAAAUUCUCACCAGGGACUCUAUAAGACAAAGUUGGUGCCCUUCACACUCUUCAUCUAUGGCUCAAAUUUCGUCCGAGCUUGUAACAGCCAACCCUGAUAUGGUUGCUGCGGUAGCAUCAAUACUCAGAUCUUUGGGUGAAGAUCCAUUAAGAAAAGAGCUUGCAGAAACUCCUGUCCAUUUUGUGAGGUGGUUGAUGAAAUUUAAGAAUGCGAAGUCGGAGAUGAAGCUGAAUGGCUUCACUUGUGGCAUAACCGUUCUCCUUAAAUCCAACGGGGAAGUCGGCUUGCGCAGCAACAAACAUAUGCAUUCGGAGUUGAACCUGUCAUUCUGGUCACAAUGCGAACAUCAUCUGCUUCCAUUUUACGGUAUGGUCCAUAUUGGAUACUUGUGCCCUAAAGGAUUCAAUCAUGUCGGGAGGUCCCUUUUGCAGUCGAUCAUACAUUUUUAUGGCUUCAAGCUCCAAGUGCAAGAAAGACUUACCAGGCAAAUAGCCGAAACGUUUUCGUCAAUCUUAGGUGGGGAUAUCAUGGUCGUCGUGGAGGCUAACCACACCUGUAUGAUUUCUAGAGGGAUCAAGAUGUUCGGCAGUAACACAGCCACCAUCGCCGUGCUCGGCCAAUUUGCAACCGAUCCGGCUGCUAGGGCGAUGUUUUUACAGAGCAUUCCAGACGGCACUGCAUCUCAAAUAUCAUAGGUACUCUUUUUACAGAGUUAUUCUUUGCCUCGGUUCAUGCUUUCCCAGUAUACAGCAGUGCCGAAAAGUGGUAUAAUUUUAUAUUUUAUUACACAAAAGAAA
Hibiscus syriacus is the source of this 1573-nucleotide messenger RNA. Its product is annotated as GTP cyclohydrolase 1-like. Gene Ontology annotation, biological process: tetrahydrobiopterin biosynthetic process; tetrahydrofolate biosynthetic process. The transcript has 2 exons. Bases 86 to 1471 code for a protein of 461 amino acids. The record is from RefSeq and is a predicted model, not a curated record. Gene Ontology annotation, molecular function: GTP cyclohydrolase I activity; GTP binding; zinc ion binding. Lineage: Eukaryota; Viridiplantae; Streptophyta; Magnoliopsida; Malvales; Malvaceae. Gene Ontology annotation, cellular component: cytoplasm.